ACUGUCUUUCAAUCUGUAGACUUUAUCCCACACCGGACAUAAAGUGAACAGUUUCAAAGUAGACAGACGCUUGCGCAUAGCGUUGCAUUUCUUUUGUGCUAGAUUCUAAAUAAAAAUGUCAAUUAUCAAACAUUCAUCGGGGUGGUUUUUACAUCUUUUCUUAGCAUCCCUACUUUUAAGCAGUUGUUUAGCUAACUUUACCAAGGGCAUUUCUACAGACCCGACUGACUGGCUUGGAAAUGAAACCGACUUGGAAGAAGAUCCUGCACGCAAACCUCUUCGUGUAAAAGACACUGUCUUUGACCUCUGUCAAAACCUUCCCGGCUGUACGUGUGAUGGGAAACACGAGCGAGCCAACUGCAGUUGCAUCAUUGGCGAUCAAGGCAAACUGAAAAAAAUCAAUUUCGAUAAAGUAAGAAUGCCGAUAACCAUUACAACUUUGAACGUAGUCGAUUGCCCGCUUGUUGACUUUGCCCAAACAAAAUUCGCUGAACUACCGAUGAAGGCGAUCAAUUUUCUGCGCGUCGAUCGCUUGCAAAUAGCUACAGGUUCGCUAAGGAAAGUGGAUCGUCUGUCUUUGCAACACGUUAACAAGUUAGUAUGCAGCAAAGAUGCUUUCGCUCAACUGGAAGCUGAUACAGUCACAUUCGUCAACGUCACGUUUCCUGUCGGACUUGAACUAGUUCCAAUUUCAAUCAAAUCGGAACUGAAAAUUGUUCGUUGUAACUUGACCGAUGUCACUAUAAUAGUAGACUGGCUACCCACAGAUCGAUCUGUCUCCAUAGACGAUAGUUACUUAGAUCGUCUAAGUCUGAAAAUUAACGCAGCCACGUUCAGCAUGGAUGGAAAUCAUUUCGCCGCACUUUCAUCGACAUCAGGGCUAAUGGAUAUCGCCUACUCCCAUUUGCUAAAUUUGAGAAACAAUCAAUUUUCUACCAAAAAUGUCGUUUCCCUUAUGCCAGAUGUUAUGUCUUCUAACGUAUCUCUAAUAUUUAAAGCCCAAAGCUUCUCGGCCGAAAGUAUGCGUUGGCUGGAACAUUUCAAGUUUGAAUUCGAGGAUACCACAGUAAAAGGAGUGACUAAUCGUGGUAGUAAAGGAGCAGCCACAACGUGUGAAGAACAGAUCAUGGCUGGCUCUACAAGUAAUCGAAUUCUUACCUGCCUGAACGUUAAGAUCCUCGGUGACUUUUUAGACUCGAAAGAGAAAUCUGUACCACGCCGUGAACACGAACCGGAAGAGCAAAAACAGACUCAAAUGAGCCAUGACGUGGCAUCACAUUCUGCUCACGUCCUGCACUAUUAUCCAGUGCUAUCACUAGUCACCACUGCAGGUGUGAUGUUGAUGAUCUGCAAUUCAAAAAUUUAAAAAUACCAAUAAAAAUUGUUUUUUUUUAGCUUCAUUUUAAAUAUUUUAAAAAAUCAUAAUACCAAUACAGUGACGAUUUCGAAA
Daphnia magna is the source of this 1450-nucleotide messenger RNA. RefSeq lists its product as uncharacterized. The transcript has 2 exons. Bases 116 to 1366 code for a protein of 416 amino acids. NCBI's taxonomy places the organism in Eukaryota, Metazoa, Arthropoda, Branchiopoda, Diplostraca, Daphniidae. The record is from RefSeq and is a predicted model, not a curated record.